Ascoidea rubescens DSM 1968 is the source of this 380-nucleotide messenger RNA. RefSeq lists its product as uncharacterized. The transcript has a single exon. The record is from RefSeq and is a predicted model, not a curated record. The coding region runs from base 66 to 320 and encodes 84 amino acids. Lineage: Eukaryota; Fungi; Ascomycota; Saccharomycetes; Ascoideales; Ascoideaceae.
ACUGCUUUUGCGUUGGUUAGUACGAAUUGGCAUCAGUGUUCAACUAAUCCAGGUGAAAACCUUGCAUGAGAUAUAUCCAGAAUCAUAUGCAUUUCUGCGGCUGGGGAUCAAAAUGUGACUCACGUCAAAACAACCCGCAGACCAAAACUAUUAAUAUGGCGUUUUCAAUUCAGGCCACAGCUGCUCUUUCUAUUCUUUAUGUUCAUAUUGAUGGGCCGAUGGUGCAUGUUGCGCUUUACUACUGCCGUGAUGUUUUGCCAGUGUUGAUGACUGCUAAUGACGUAUUUUGUUGCUGCAAUCUCCACACGGUCAAUUGCUGAUGCCUGGUUAGUGUAUUAAUGUUGAAUUUCUCGAGGGUCAUUGGAUAAAAUGGAUUAUAC